AUGAUAGCUAGACAGUUGAAAUUUUCACAGAUGAUUGCGGCGUGCGUCGCUACCCUGGCGCAGGCGCAGGCGCCCGAGCGGGAGGCGCGGCUGGUGGCCACGGCCCAGGGCCCCGUACGAGGCUACCGCGCCGCUCAGCAAGACCACUAUGAGUUCUUCGGCAUUCCAUAUGCGACUGCGCCUACAGGACCACAUCGUUUCAAGGAACCUCUUCCUGCACCGGUAUGGCUGGAGACAUUGGAUGCAGUUAACGACUCCAUCAUAUGUCCGCAACAUAAUUUAAUGAAACAAAUAGCACCAAAUAAAGUAAUGCAAGAAGACUGUCUUAUUGUCAACAUUUACGUUCCUGAUACGGACAAUAAAAAUCUUCCAGUGCUUGUCAUAGUUCACGGGGGAGGUUAUCAAGUUGGGUUUGGUAAUUUUAUGACCCCACGAGGCUUAAUGAAAAGUAAAAAAGUGAUUGCAGUGACAUUCAACUAUCGGCUUGGAGUACAUGGGUUCUUGUGUCUUGGCACAAAAGAUGCCCCAGGUAACGCCGGCAUGAAAGAUCAAGUGGCUCUCUUGAGGUGGGUUAAAAAGAACAUUAAAAAAUUUGGCGGAAAUCCUGAUGAUGUCACCAUCACCGGUUCGAGUGCUGGAGGAUCUUCAGUAGAUUUAUUGAUGUUGUCAGAUAUGGCCAAGGGGCUUUUCAAUAAAGUCAUUCCUGAAAGUGGCUCUAAUGUAGCUGGAUGGAGCGUUCAAAUUGAUCCCCAUAAAAAUGCGAUAGAUUAUGCUAAUGGCAUUGGCUUUAGAAACGACGACGUCUAUGCUUUAGAGGAGUUUUACAAAAAUGCCCCGUAUGACUCACUAUUCUAUAAUUUGUUUUUGGAUAGAAAAGAUUCUACUUUUGGUUUCGGGCCAUGCGUUGAGCGAGACACGGGAACUGAAGUAUUUCUCAGCGAUUCUCCUGUAAACAUUAUAAAACAGGGUAAAUACCGAAAGAUCCCCGUCCUGUAUGGAUUUGCAAAUAUGGAGGGCCUGCUGCGUUUACUUCAAUUUGAAAAUUGGCAAAAUGAAAUGAAUUCGAAUUUUACUCUGUUUUUACCUUCUGAUCUGCAAUUUGAAUCUGAGCAACAAAGGGCACAAAUUGCGAAGGCCGCCAAGAAAUUUUACUUCGGUAAUAAAGCUGUGGAAAAAGAAACCGUGAUGCAUUUUAUAGACUACUUCUCAGAUGUGAUCUUUGCGUACCCAGCGCUGAGGUCAGUGAGUUUGCAGGUGGCGUCAGGAAGCAAGUCUAUAUAUUUAUAUGAAUAUUCUUACCCCGUUGAGGUUUUUGCGUCUUACUUUAAGCCACCUGGUGAAGUUCCAGAAUACAUGUCCAAGAUCCGCGGAGCGCGCCACACAGCUCAGACGGAUGCCGUAUUCGAGUGCUCUCUGCACGUAGACAUGAAAAAUGAGGAACCUGAAGCCUACCGAAAACACAAGGAGCUUAUGAAGGAGCUGUGGUUGAACUUUAUAACUACCGGUAAGCCAGUGGGCGCAGGCGCAACAGCGGUGCCGGGCUUGGAGUCGUGGGCGCCGGCGGGCGACAACUGCUCGCCGCACGCAUCUCUAGGCGAGCGCAUGGAGGUGCGUGGAUCACUCCUAGAGGCGCGCCGUAAGUUCUGGGACGAUAUCUACGCGAAGCACUACCGCGCGCCCGCGCCGCCUCCACCGCCGCCGCCCGCCCGCCACACGGAACUCUGA
This is a messenger RNA of Cydia amplana, 1725 nucleotides long. Its product is annotated as esterase E4-like. The coding region runs from base 1 to 1725 and encodes 574 amino acids. The record is from RefSeq and is a predicted model, not a curated record. The transcript has 5 exons. Lineage: Eukaryota; Metazoa; Arthropoda; Insecta; Lepidoptera; Tortricidae.